This is a messenger RNA of Cuscuta campestris, 1114 nucleotides long. Lineage: Eukaryota; Viridiplantae; Streptophyta; Magnoliopsida; Solanales; Convolvulaceae. The record is from the annotation of a GenBank genome assembly.
UCUAUUUUUGAAUACUCAUUAUUCUUGGAGAAUGGGUUAAAUAUUCUUGGAGUUUUUCCGGCCUUUCUCCUUAGCCGGAUAAACAUACAUCGUCAAUCAUCUCUUCGCCACACAAGAGAUGGUGGAAUCAGAGGGAGGCAUGUGAGAUAGAAGAGCCGAAGACUCCCUCCUUCCUACUUUGGGUCGGCUUCUGUGGAGCGGGAGAAUCCGCAGCAAGUAAUCAGCCUCAAGAACCCCAAUCCAAGACGGAAUCGAAAAUCAGAGCAACUUCUCAAGGGAUUAUUGGUUGCAGAAAAGGAUAUGCAAGUUCUCAAAGACAUUGUCCCAGCUGCAUUCAACAAUAUAAACACGAAAUUCAUAGUUUUAGACAAAGGAAGAUCAUCAUCAUCAGCAGACACACAGCAACAGAAGACAUGCUUGGCACUAGUGGCUGAUGAGACCGCAUCCGUCCAUUUCCAGAUGUGGGCUGAUGAGUGCGACCAGUUUGAGCCCGGCGAUAUCAUCACUCUGUCGAAUGGCAUUUUCUCGUAUGCCAAUAUCGCCCCCCACCGCAACAUUCUUGUGUUGAGAGCCGGAAGGAGAGGUAGGGCAGAAAAGGUGGGAGAGUUCACUAUGUCCUUUGUUGAGACUCCUAACCUGAGCGAGAUUCAUUGGGUCCCUGAUCCCAGUAACCCCAAGGUAUAUGUUCAAGAUCGUGUUAUUUCUCCCUAUUCCCGGAUUUUUCCACCUGCACACUGACAUUGUGUUUGGCUCAAGGAAUUUGAAAGUGAAAAGAAGAGAAAAUGAGAUGGAAAACAAUUUUUCUUGCUGGGUGAGAGAGGAAAAGAAAAAAAAUCAAAGGAAAAGAAAAUGGGGAAAAUGAGAGAACCAUUUUGUUUUAUUUUCCUUGAACCAAACAUAGUGUAAAUCUUUCCUUUCAACUCUACUGUUUUGCUUUUGUGAUCAACUUGUGUUGUUUAAGGAUAUAUAAAAUGUAUUCUGUUGAUGAUAACAAUUGACUUUCUGAGAUGUACUAUUGAUUUUAGAUCAUAGUCAGUCCAUUUGUCAAUGGAGUUUGAAAGAUUCAUUAUUUGAUAAUAUUUUUGCUUCGAAUUAAUAAUAGACUAGAUCUUGU